AAGAGAGGAAACGAUGAGAAGUGGCGUCCUUUCUUCAUUCUCUUCUUCUUCUUCCUCCUCCUCCCAAUCUUCUGUCUUUUUCCAAUUUACUUACACCUAUAUAUAUAUAGAGAUAUCUCCUUCAGACAUAGCUACACAGCUAAAGCCACAUCCAUAAGUAUCUUAAUCUAUCGAACCGGUUCUGUCAUUUCAAAGAUUUUCUAAAUAGUGAUUGGAUGGUGAGAAAGCAUGAAGAGGAGGUGAGGAAAGAAAUGCGACUAGGGAAAUACGAGCUCGGGAGGACGCUCGGCGAGGGUAAUUUCGGUAAAGUCAAAUUCGCUAAAGACACCGUCUCCGGUCAACCGUUCGCCGUUAAGAUCAUCGACAAGUCUCGUAUCUCCCAUCUCAACUUCUCCUUGCAGAUAAAAAGAGAGAUACGGACGCUGAAAAUGCUUAAACAUCCCAACAUUGUUAGAUUACAUGAGGUCUUGGCUAGCAAAACAAAGAUUUAUAUGGUCAUGGAAUGUGUUAUGGGAGGAGAAUUAUUCGACAGAAUUGUUUCUAAAGGAAAGCUAUCAGAAACCGAAGGAAGAAAAAUGUUUCAGCAGCUCAUCGAUGGAAUCAGCUACUGUCACAGCAAAGGUGUUUUCCACAGGGAUCUUAAGCUAGAGAACGUUCUUCUUGAUGCAAAUGGACAUAUCAAGAUCACUGACUUUGGCCUCAGUGCUCUGCCUCAGCAUUUUAGGGAUGAUGGAUUGCUACAUACAACCUGUGGAAGUCCAAACUACGUUGCCCCUGAGGUUUUAGCCAACAGAGGCUACGAUGGUGCAGCAUCUGAUAUAUGGUCGUGUGGUGUAAUCCUCUAUGUGAUUUUAACCGGAUGUCUCCCUUUUGACGAUAGAAACCUUGCUGUUCUUUACCAGAAGAUAUGCAAAGGAGACCCACCAAUACCAAGGUGGUUAUCACCAGGUGCAAGAACCAUGGUCAAGAGAAUGCUUGAUCCAAAUCCAGUCACGAGGAUCACAGUCACAGGUAUCAAAGCCAGCGAAUGGUUCAAGCAAGACUACACUCCUUCGGUUCCGGAUGAUGAUGACGACGAAGAAGAAGUUGACACAGAUGAUGAUUCUUUCUCAGUCCAAGAACUCGGAUCUGAAGAAGGGAAGGGCAGUGAUUCACCAACUAUCAUUAAUGCGUUUCAGUUGAUAGGAAUGUCUUCCUUUCUUGACCUGUCUGGUUUCUUUGAACAAGAGGAUGUAUCAGAGAGGAGAAUAAGAUUCACUUCCAAUAGCUCAGCAAGAGAUUUACUGGAGAAAAUCGAAACCGCAGUUACAGAAAUGGGAUUCAGUGUACAAAAGAAACAUGCCAAGUUAAAAGUAAAACAAGAAGAAACAAACCACAAAGGGCAAGUUGGUUUAUUAGUAACAGCUGAGGUUUUCGAAAUAAAGCCGUCACUGAACGUGGUUGAGCUAAGAAAAUCUUAUGGAGAUUCAUGUAUGUAUAGACAGUUGUACGAGAGACUAUUAAAAGACGUCGGCACUUCCUCGCCGGAACAAGGACUAGUAACGUAGGUGUUGGUGUUUUCGGCUGAAGAUAAAUAGUCGAAUUGUUUAUGGUUGGUUACUUCAUCGAUUGUUUAUAACUUUUUUCGUUUAUAAAAAUAUACAAAGAAUUCAGUUUAUACAAUUGGUGCAAAAAUUUACCUUAGUAUAUAGAAAAAGUUAGCGAAAAUCACCUGUUAGUAUAUAGUUUGUAAAUAUGUAUGCACUAUAUAAAUUCAUUUCCAUUUGGGGAUGCACAUUA
This is a messenger RNA of Brassica rapa (field mustard), 1779 nucleotides long. RefSeq names its product CBL-interacting serine/threonine-protein kinase 1. Gene Ontology annotation, molecular function: protein serine/threonine kinase activity; ATP binding. Gene Ontology annotation, biological process: signal transduction; protein phosphorylation. The record is from RefSeq and is a predicted model, not a curated record. NCBI's taxonomy places the organism in Eukaryota, Viridiplantae, Streptophyta, Magnoliopsida, Brassicales, Brassicaceae.